Solea senegalensis (Senegalese sole) is the source of this 3495-nucleotide messenger RNA. Its product is annotated as ceramide kinase-like. Bases 229 to 1851 code for a protein of 540 amino acids. The record is from RefSeq and is a predicted model, not a curated record. The transcript has 13 exons. Gene Ontology annotation, molecular function: kinase activity. Lineage: Eukaryota; Metazoa; Chordata; Actinopteri; Pleuronectiformes; Soleidae.
AAGAAACCGCUAUGUGUCAGAAAAACACAUUCUGACCUCAGUGUACACUGAUGUAGCGGAUUUGUACACACGACCACAGCCGGUAAAAAGCCGUUUGUUAUCGGGCUUUGGAGCCUUUCAUCCCUGACACACACACAAAGAUCAUGCCCACGCGGUGGUAAAUAACCACGCGCUGCUUUUAGCUGCCUCCUCAGCCGGCUGAAGGAGGGACAGGACGGACAGUCGUAGAUGGAGUGGCCGGGCAAGCUGCUGCUGCUCUCCGAGCUCCAGGUCAGAAACGCCGCGUACGAUGUGAGCCUGAGCCGGUUCCAUCUCACCUGGAAGAGACGGAUUUCCAGUCCCGUGUACCACCCGUUUAGACCCAGUUUGUAUCACAAUGUGCUGGUGUCCGAGAUCAUCUCUGUCAGAGAGGAAGAGGAGGGUCCAAGCAAGGGAGAAGGAAAGGUGUGCAGGCACGCCUUCACAGUGUUGUAUGUGGAGAGAUGUCGGCAGCACCGCUGGCAGCUUGCAGAGGUCACCUUCAUGUGUCCAGAGGGGGCGCUGUGUCAACACUGGGUCAGCAGCAUCAGAGAGCAGCUCAACACUAUCACCAGCAGACCCAAACAUCUGCUCGUCUACAUCAACCCAUAUGGCGGGAAGCGGCAAGGCAAGCGUAUCUACGAGCAGAAGGUUGCCCCACUGUUUGAUAAGGCUGGCAUCUCCACGGAUGUCAUUGUAACGCAGUAUGCCAAUCAUGCGAGGGAUCACUUGAGGACGGAAGCAGAGCUGAGAAAGUUUGACGGUGUGGUGUGUGUCGGGGGUGAUGGCAUGUUCAGUGAGGUCAUCCACGGGCUGAUCUGGAGGACUCAGAUUGAUGGUGGCAUCGAUCCCAACGGUCCGGAUCAAAUUCUCCGUCCCUGUCUUCUUCGCAUCGGAAUCAUUCCUGCAGGUUCUACAGACUGUGUUUGCUUUGCCACGGUGGGCACCAAGGACCCCGUGACCUCUGCCCUGCACAUCAUAGUGGGGGACUCGCAGCCAAUGGACGUGAGUUCAGUUCACCACAACGACACCUUCCUGCGUUAUUCAGUGUCUCUUCUGGGAUAUGGUUUCUAUGGUGAUGUGCUAACUGACAGUGAGAGGAAGAGAUGGAUGGGUCCAUCCAGAUACGACGUGUCCGGUGUGAAAAUGUUCCUGGCGCAUCGUUCUUAUGAAGGAACGGUGUCUUACUUACCAGCCAGAGACGUCAAAGGAACACCAAGGGACGUCACCAGGUGUCUCUCAGGCUGUGUGGUUUGUCAGUACAAUGGGAAGCUGCUUUCAGAGCAGUCGGCCCGGUGUAAGAUGGAUGAAGCGUCACAGAGUGGGGUUGAUGGUGAAUGGAGGACGAUCCAUGGGAAGUUCUUGGCUGUAAACGCUGCCAGUAUGAGCUGCGCUUGUCCUCGCAGUCCGAAAGGCCUCUCCCCUGCUGCUCAUUUGGCCGACGGCACCACAGACCUCAUCCUGGUCCGGAAAUGUUCCCGCUUCAGUUUUCUCCGACACCUGCUGCGACACACCAGCAAAGACGACCAGUUUGACCUGACUUUCGUUGAAGUGCACCGGGUGAGACGUUUCCGCUUCAUGCCACGUCACCGCCAGAGCGACUCUGACCUUCAGCUGCAAGAAACGGGCAAACGCCAGACCCUCAGCCAGAUCUGCCGGGAAGCGCCCGCUUGUGGCUGCGCUCCUGCCUACAGCAGCUGGAACUGCGACGGCGAGAUCCUGAGCCACACAGCCAUCGAUGUCAGAGUUCACUGCCAGUUAAUCAAGCUGUUUGCACGAGGGAUCGAGGAACUCGCAGUGUUUGAGGAUCACAACAACCCCUGUACACUAUAAACAUUAUUUAUAGCGUGAGCCCUGUGUGUGCGUGGGUUCUCUGUGUGGGUUCUCUCCAGGUUCUCCUGCUUCCUCCCACAGUCCAAACACAUGCAUUAUGGGUUUGUUGUCGUUUUAGUUGAGUUUAUUUUUGUUUCAAUUAACCCUGAAGAGAUUUGAGUAGCAGCUAUUUCUAUGAAAUCAACAAGAACAUUGUUUGGUGACUGCUUUGCUGUGAUAUUGAACUGAGCUCUGUUGAGUUUGACAGUCUUUAGAAUCCUGAGAUCAUUGAUGGAUCUCAGAUGUUAAAGCUGGAUUCUGUAGAAUGGUCAGAUUUUAACUCCUCCUCUUCUUUCUUUUUUUUUGCUUUCCUUUUAGCCCAGACUUGUUUUGAGUAAUGCUGGUUUAUUAUAGUUUAUUAUAGUGAGCAGAUAUGCUUACAAAUCUGGUCUCAGUCUCACGUGUCUGAUAGAGAUCACAUCAAAGACGACAUCUUCAUUAUUAUCAAUAGUACCAUCUCAAUAUAUUUGAUUUGUUUUUCCUCAUUUUCAUCACAGCUUGACAAAUGCUUUCGUAGACAUUCAUAUGAAGUCAGCCCCUGUUUAUAUUUGAAAUUUAAGCUCAUUUCACUGAUGAAUUACGGGUCAUGUCGGAGGUUACCAGCUGUCCCGUCCCGUAUUAGAAUUAAAAAAAGAAAUGCUCCGUUCGGGAGGAAGUCGUGCUACAAUGCUACAACCGCAGCUCUGUUUUGUUUUUUGGUUUUUGUGACGAUCAGGUCCAGAAUGAGAUGUUUUAUGUAUAUGAGAAGCCCAAUCAUCCAAAUCCAGCAUCUAGCUUACAAAUAUUCAAUUUGCAGUGGAGAUUGUGACACAGGAACAAAAGUUUGUCAUAUGAUUACGUGCUGGUUCACUGAGGUGUGAUGUUCAUGUAGUGAAGCUAUUCUGCGUCUAAGUGUGUCUUCAGGAGUGCAGUGCUUUGGUGGUGCACUAUAUAGUUCUGGGCUAUAAUAACGUUAAUCUGGCACCACGUGUUUAUGUCAUAGCAGAUAUUAUUUUGCCUGUGUGUGUGUGUGUGUGUGUGUGAGAAGUGAUUUAUGCUGCGGUCCAAAAGGACAUUGGAAUGCUCAGUUUUGUUGUGGACAUUGUCCUGAGAUCUCCGCAGGAUCGCGGUGAGGAGGCGGAGUGUAGCUUGGGUUGUAACAUUGUGGCUUUGACUCGUCUGAACUGAUCUACACUGCAAACCUUUGACUCCGUUUAUUUUCACUUUUUAAUUGUUUAAUUUUUAUUCUGGAGUAAAAGAAAAAUCCAGUCUCUCACGCCGGCUGGAGUCGUGUUGAUGUUUGCACUGGUUUUCAGGAAGAUCCACGCUCAAUUGUAGCUAUAAUUCCUUUUUUUUGUUUUUUUUACAUAUUUAAAAAAUAUGUCAAGAUCUCAAAAUGUAACUAUUUGCAAUAGAGUUUGUGUGAAUCUUUGAUUUCUGCAAACACAAAAGCAAGCACAGGAAAUCAUCAUAAUGUAACAUUUGAUUGUAGUGUGUUAUUGAUUUUACAUUUGGUGAAUGUUAGUUGUGCUGAAAAGUGAAGUUUCAUUCAAUUGCUCACAAACUCUGAGAGGUUUGUAGCCUGUUGUUUACCUCGUUCAUUAAUAAAAUUCCCGUGUAGCAGCA